Messenger RNA from Colletotrichum scovillei, 1939 nucleotides. RefSeq lists its product as uncharacterized. The transcript is spliced from 2 exons. Gene Ontology annotation, biological process: mitochondrion organization. NCBI's taxonomy places the organism in Eukaryota, Fungi, Ascomycota, Sordariomycetes, Glomerellales, Glomerellaceae. Gene Ontology annotation, cellular component: SAM complex. The record is from RefSeq and is a predicted model, not a curated record. The coding region runs from base 434 to 1759 and encodes 441 amino acids.
AACGACCGUUCAGGCCAAGCUCAGACGGAUCUUCGCGCCGCUGAAGCGAUGAAAGGAAUGCAGGGGUCCCUAAUUUUCCCCAGAACGACACAUCGGUGACAUCGCACUGCACAUCAUCAGAAACGGUUGUCUCUUACAGCUCAUUGCUGCCUUGCGGGAUAUUCAGGGUAUCCUUCAUACCACAACAGUGCGUUGAAACGGGCUUGACUCAUCGACCACCCGACUUUUCGUCACCCUUUCGGGACCACGUCCCUUGCGCUAGAGAACUCGGACAAUCAGGGUCUCUGGAGUCUACGGCGGGGACAGAGCGAGUGAAGGCAGACGACGUGAAGCGGAUACUUGGAUACGCACGCCGGUCACCGCAGUACGUGAGGUGCACUCGUCACCCGGCCUUCACACCACAACGUACGACACAACACCAACACCGCCGACCAUGGACGACGUCCUCGAGCUCCACGUCUGGGGCGCUGCAUUUGGCCUGCCCUCCAUCGACGCCGAGUGUCUGGCCGCCAUCGCCUACCUGCACACCGCCCUCCCAAGCUCACAAUGGCGUCUGGUCCCGAGCAAUGACCCUGCCGUCCACUCAUCGAACCGCCUACCGGCCCUUAAGGCCAACGGCGUCUGGGUAACGGGCUACGCCUCCAUCGCGGCCCACCUCGCCUCCCUCGCGCCGCACUCCCCCUCCUGGGACCUCGACCUCGACUCGCGCCUCACCCCGUCCCAGCGCGCAGACGCCCUCGCCUACGCCGCCUACGUCGAGUCCGCCCUUGCGCCCUUGCUAGACGCCGCCCUCUACGGCACCCACGAGAACUGGGUCGCCGUCACCCGCCCCGCCCUGAGCCACCUCCUCGGAUUCCCCCUGAGCUGGACCGUCCCCGUCAUGAUCCGGAACCAGGCCACGGCCCGGUGCGCCCACCUCGGCCUCGACUCCCUCGGCGCCGAGGACGACGACGAGGAGAACGGAGACGACGCCGCCGUGCCCAGGAACCGCGCCUUGGACCGCGCCAUGAAGCACCUCCCCGUCUCCAAUAAGAAGACGGUGCUCGAGGAGAUGAAGGCCGGCACGGCGCGCGGCAUCAGGCUCCACGCCAUCACCGUCGACGCCCUCUCCCCCCUCGAAGCCCUCCGCGCGCGGGGCGAGGACUCACCAGGCGAGAAGAAGCGCUUCUUCGGCGGCGAGGUCCCCACGUCCCUCGACUGCCUCCUGGUAGGCUACCUCGCCCUCAUCCAGCAGGUCGACCUCCCGCAGUCCUGGCUCCCGACCAUCCUCGCUACGAAAUUCCCUCACCUCGCCGCCAUGGCCGCGGACCUCCGCGACGAGUGCCUCACGAACCCGGGCAACGCCCUCCCCUGGACGGCGGCACCUUCGUCAUCGCUCCGUACCGCGGCGCGCUUCCUCGACAACGUAGUGCAGGCGACGCCGAACCUCGGCGAGGCGUACCUCCACGAGUGGCGGCGGCGGGCCGAGAUGAAGGCCAAGGGAGCCUCGGCGGACCGGAGGACGCUUGCGCUCGCGGGCGGGGUGUUGGUCGCUGGCUCGGCGAUCGCGUACGGCGUGUGGACGUAUAAGAGUCUGCCGCCGUGGGGCCUGCGGACGCAGACGUGGGUGGCGGAGAAGAAGGGGUUGGGUAGGUUUGGCGAUUUGGGUGAGAUGCUCAACUUUUCGCUGGGACUUGCGGAUCCGGUGCCGCAGGCGAGUCCGGCUGCUGGAUGGGGUUCGGAGCAUAGAUAUGUUGAGUCUGAACUGGCUGUUGAUUGAGGUUGGAGAUACACUUUGAGUGUAGGAUAAUGCGGUGAGUAUUAAGAUAGGUUUGGUAACAGGAGGUAUAGCUGGCUGCAACAUGGCUUAUCAGUCACGAAACGAAAAGAUGGGCAUAUAGAUCACUCGCAACUCUGGAGUCAGGGGUAGCAUGUACGAAAAGGUCACAUGGUCUGCGGC